Molecule: messenger RNA, 2013 nt
Organism: Tripterygium wilfordii
Lineage: Eukaryota; Viridiplantae; Streptophyta; Magnoliopsida; Celastrales; Celastraceae
Product: putative clathrin assembly protein At4g02650
Exons: 2
Coding region: 248-1996 (582 amino acids)
Biological process (GO): clathrin coat assembly; clathrin-dependent endocytosis; vesicle budding from membrane
Cellular component (GO): clathrin-coated vesicle; clathrin-coated pit
Molecular function (GO): phosphatidylinositol-4,5-bisphosphate binding; clathrin heavy chain binding; 1-phosphatidylinositol binding
Source: RefSeq, a predicted model, not a curated record
GAGAGCUUUCUUUCUUUCUUUCUUUCUCCUCUUUUCUUUUCUCAAAAUUUCCUCAUCAACAAAGCCUAAUUCUUCCUUAAGUACCAUUACCGAAUUCGAUUAACGUAACCCUAUUUGAGAAGUUCUGUACAAUUUUUGUGCAGAUCAAUCAUAUUCAAGACUAUAUUUGUUCUUCCUGUCAAAGAUUGAAGCAGGUAACUAAUUUUGAAGGUCCAGCUAAUACCAAAGGUUACUGGUAUUGCCUUAAAUGUCAAUGGCUCCGAGCAAGAUCCGAAGAGCUCUUGGAGUGGUCAAGGACCAGACCAGCAUAGGCCUAGCCAAGGUCAAUAACAGCAACUCACUCUCUGAUCUUGAUGUGGCGAUCGUAAAGGCUACCAGACACGAAGAAUACCCCGCCGAGGAGAAGUACAUUCGUGAAAUACUGAGCUUAACCUCCUACUCUCGCACCUACAUCAGUGCCUGUGUCAACACCCUCUCCAGGCGCCUCAACAAGACCAAGAACUGGAUUGUUGCACUCAAGACACUCAUUUUGAUUCAGCGUUUGAUCGUUGAGGGUGAUCCAGCGUACGAGCAGGAGAUCUUCUUCUCAACAAGACGUGGAACUCGCCUCCUCAACAUGUCUGAUUUCCGCGAUGCCUCUAAAUCAUAUAAUUCAUGGGAUUACUCUGCAUUUGUGCGCACUUACGCGCUUUAUCUUGAUGAACGGCUUGAGUUCAGGAUGCAAGGCAGGCGUGGCAAGCGAAGUGUGUUUGGAUUUGAUGAAGAAGAAGAUGAGGAAGUGCCUGCUUAUUCGAAAUCUACGCCUGUUCGUGAGAUGAAGACUGAACAUGUGUUCUCAAAGGCACAACAUUUCCAGCAGCUCCUUGAACGCUUCUUGGCGUGUCGCCCAACAGGUGCAGCAAAGAACAACAGAGUUGUCAUAGUAGCUCUCUAUCCAGUGGUGAAAGAAAGUUUUCAGAUAUAUUUUGACAUAACAGAGAUAUUGGGGAUCUUAAUAGAUCGUUUCAUGGAGUUAGAAGUAUCUGAUUCUAUCAAAGUUUAUGAGAUCUUCUGUCGAAUUUCGAAGCAGUUCGACGAGCUGGAAACAUUCUAUGCAUGGUGCAAGACCGUUGGCAUUGCGCGCUCGUCAGAAUACCCAGAGGUGGAGAAAAUCACACAGAAGAAGCUUGAUCUCAUGGAUGAUUUUAUCCGAGACAAAUCCGCAUUGGCACAAACUAAGAGGGAUAGAUUUCUUGAAUUGAAAAAUGAGCCAGAAGAGGAAACUAAAGAUGAACAAGAACCAGCAGAAGCAGAGGAAGACAUGAAUGCUAUAAAGGCACUACCAGCCCCUGAACGUGUCGCCGAGGAAGAAAAGAAAGAGGAACCCAAGGAACCAGAGAAAUUAAGGAAUCUCCAACUGGAAGGUGAUCUGUUGAAUUUAGGAGAGGAUGAAGUGACAUGUGAAGACCAUGCAGAUAAACUGGCCUUAGCUUUAUUUGAUGGUGGUUCAGCUCCUGAGCCUGCACAAGCUCCAGCGUGGGAAGCAUUCAACGAUGACGGGGACUGGGAGACGGCGCUGGUUCAAUCUGCAAGCAAUUGGUCCUAUCAAAAGCCUUCACUUGGUGGUGGUUUUGAUAAGUUAUUACUUGAUGGGAUGUAUCAACAAGGGGCGGUGCAGGCGGCAAUGGCAAGUGCCGGUGUAAGUAAUGGCAGCGCAAGCAGCGUUGCGAUCCCUUUGGCUGGACAGCCUGCCAUGUUGGCACUGCCAGCACCACCGGUGACUGAUGGCAGCGCCAUAGCUUCAACGAGCGUAGACCCAUUUGCAGCGUCGCUGGCAGUGGCUAUGCCACCGUACGUGCAAAUGUCAGAGAUGGAGAAGAAGCAGAGACUGUUGGUGGAAGAGCAGCUAUUGUGGCAACAGUAUCAAAGGGAUGGGAUGCAAGGACAGAUUGGAUUGUCAAAGCUACAACAGCCUAGUCCAUACAACAUGGGAGGUUACACACAAUACCGUUAUUGAAGAAGUUGCUUAAGUAG